CGCGCACAGACUGGGCUAUUUAAAAUGGCCACCACGGCGUUCGCGGGCGUGCGGCUGGUGUCGAUCGCGGAGCAGAACGGGGAGAUCCAGCGGCACUCGGAGCAGCAGCCGCUGCGUCUGGAGAUCCGCACCACCCAGGACAACGCCUUCCUCAGCCUCCACAGCAAUGAGGCUGUCUGUGUAUUUAAAUGUGCGGUGAAUCGGGAAACGGAAUGCAGUCGGGUCGGCAAACAGUCCUUCAUCAUCACGUUGGGAUGUUCCAGUGUCCUCCUGCAAUUUCCAUCGCAAAAUGAGUUCUACUCCUUUUUUAAUAUUCUGAAAAACUGCAGAGGGCACAACCUUGAACGAUCUGUUUUCAGUGACCGAACAGAAGAAUCUUCUGCUGUGCAGUAUUUCCAGUUCUAUGGAUAUUUGUCGCAACAGCAGAAUAUGAUGCAAGAUUACAUACGAACAGGCACCUACCAAAGGGCAAUACUUCAAAACCAUGCCGACUUUAAAGACAAGGUGGUACUAGAUGUUGGCUGUGGCUCUGGAAUUCUGUCGUUUUUCGCAGUGCAGGCUGGAGCACGGAAGGUGUAUGCAGUGGAAGCAAGCACCAUGGCCCAGCAUGCAGAGAUGCUGGUGAAAAGCAACAGCCUAUCAGAUCGCAUCCUCAUCAUCCCAGGCAAGGUGGAGGAGGUCAGCAUCCCGGAGCAUGUCGAUAUCAUCAUCUCAGAGCCCAUGGGCUACAUGUUGUUCAACGAACGCAUGCUGGAGAGCUACCUGCACGCCAAGAAGUGGUUGAAACCAAAUGGUAAUUUGUUUCCAACCCUGGGUGAUGUUCACCUUGCACCCUUCACAGAUGAGCAGCUUUACAUGGAGCAAUUUACAAAAGCAAAUUUCUGGUAUCAGCCGUCGUUCCAUGGUGUGGAUUUAUCAUCCUUGCGGGCUGCUGCAGUAGAUGAAUACUUCAAACAGCCAAUCGUCGACACAUUUGAUAUCCGGAUUCUAAUGGCCAAGUCGGUGAAGUACACAGUGAACUUUCUAGAAGCCGAAGAGAAUGAUUUGCACCGAAUAGAAAUUCCAUUCACGUUCCAUAUGUUGCAUUCAGGGUUAGUCCAUGGUUUGGCAUUCUGGUUUGACGUGGCCUUUAUUGGAUCUCAAAUGACAGUGUGGCUCUCCACAGCUCCGACUGAACCUCUGACUCAUUGGUACCAAGUUCGUUGUUUGCUUCAGUCACCGCUGUUCACCAAGGCUGGUGAUACUCUCUCAGGGACUGUUGUGCUAAACGCCAAUAAAAGGCAAAGUUAUGACAUUAGUAUUGUAGCCCAGGUAGAUCAGACUGGUUCCAAAUCUAGUAACUUACUCGACUUGAAGAAUCCAUUUUUCAGGUACACGGGUACAACGCCCUCACCGCCCCCUGGUUCACAUUAUAUAUCUCCGUCAGAGACCAUGUGGAACACAUCUGCUUCUUACAACCUGAGCUCAGGACUAACGGUGUCUGGAGUCCCAACAGCUUAUGACUUGAGCAAUGUGAUUGCCAGUGGAUCUGCAGUCAGCCACAACAACCUGAUUCCAUUAGCCAACACUGGGAUAGUGAAUCACACUCACUCAAGACUGGGAUCCAUUAUGAGCACAGGAUUUAUACAGGGCUCAUCGAGCGGUGGACCGGGUGGAGUUAUUCCCAGCAGCAGUCACUAUUCGAUCAACAAUCAGUUCACCAUGGGCGGCCCUGCCAUCUCAAUGGCCUCUCCGAUGUCCAUAAGCACCAACACAAUGCACUAUGGCAGCUAAAAGUUCACAACACCACCUCUGACCUUUAGAACUGAUACUUUCAAGAGGAAUUAAAAAACAAAUCCAGAUUCAGUUCCCUCCAAAUAAAAGUCUAUGAAUUGUCCAAAUUCAUCGUCCCAUGGAUUUAGCUAAGCCCGAGAUGGGGAAAGUAGGUGUGUGCGUGAGGGGUGGGUAGGGAAGGUGUCUUUUUUUUCUUGGUUUUUACCAGGGAGAUACAACAAUGCUUUGAUACCAGACUUGUAAAGUUUUAUAUACUUAAAAUAAACAAGAAGGGGGGGGUGGGAGAUGAAACGAUGAUUGCUGUCUGAUCCUGCAAUUGGUUUGUAGUCAGUAGAUAUCCUUGCUAGUCUGUCUUCUAGAAAUCCUGCCAUAAGUGUUAAUGCACCUUCCACUACAGAUUUAUCAGGGUAAUGGAGCUAGUGGUUUAUGGAGGGUUUUUCUUCUCCAGUGUGCCCCAACCUCACCUCCCCUCACUCCCUCCAUUACGCUAACCUCAAAUAAAUCACUCCGCAAUUUCAAUUGGCAUUUUUAAAAUUCUAAAUUGGCUUUGGGCAUGAGCAGGCUGACUAUCAAAUGUAUUUGAUAUUUGGACAUGGUUUCAUUUAAAGCAUUUGGUGUGUUGUUUUAAAAGUUUAAGCACCAGCAGGCAGGUGGAAAUAUUUCCCUGACUUUGAAACGUGUAAUGAAUGAGAAGCUUUAAGCUUGUUUUGUGAAGGACAGUUUUGCAGAUUUGGUGUUGGCUAUAGUAAAAGAGGAGGAAUUGGAUUAUAUAUAUUUUUUGGUGUUGAAUUCUCCGUUCCUUUAUACCUGUCUGGUUUGCCUCUUUGUCUGCCUGCCCUGUUUCUUCGUUUUGACAGUUUUUGCAGGAUCACCUCAAAGCUCAGCAACGUAAAGGCCGGCCGGCGUGUGCGGCAAAUAACCUGCGGAGGGGCGAAUCUGGUGCUCGGCGUUGCAGGGACGGACCUUGAGCAAGCCACCUCAUCGCUGAAUCCAACCCAAAUGUGAUUCUUUAACGCUUUGCAUGCAGACAUUUACACUGAAGAAUGACCGAGGCUCCUGCGCUGAAUCCUCGCCUGGCUGUUUUCAACAGUUCCGCCUCUCAGUGCUACAUGGCUGCCGAUAUCUUCUUCUUGGGUUCAAACUACAUGCAAUGGUAGGUUGAGGGCACUGUUCUGGUGCCAUUGCUAUUGGUGCCAUACAUACAUGACUUAAAAACGGGUCUGGCUGCUUUGGCAGCAACUUGUGUGGGUAUAUAUGUUGGAAUUUGUUUCUUUGUACCUUUAAAGGGAUGCUGCUGAAUUGGGUUCUAGGUGUUCUCCAGCAGUGCGACACCACAGUUAGGGUACAGGAUUUUGUGCUCCACACUCCAGAUUCAUUCAUUCUACUUGCCUCCACGUUUGCCUCUGAUUAACUUCCAAACCUCGAGAUUGACGGGAAUGAAACUCCGCUUUUCUAUCAGAUGGAGAGGAAACGGGGCUGUUUUUCCAGCAUCUUCUGAUUGUAACUUGCAGCAAUGUCUGUAUAUUUCUAUUGAAAUAGUUGUAUAAUUGCUGGCAGCAAUCUCUGAUAGAAGAAUUUAUUUAAUCUCUGCAGACUAUAAAUUCUCGAUGUCUUGUCAUACAAGGCAUUUUACUUUUUUUGAGGAAAGGAUUCAAAGCCUCCUGGCUCCUUUCCUUUCCAAAAUCUUGUGCCCUGACUAAGUUCUUUGGCUGCCUUCAUUUUUCAUGUUGUCUUUAAUGCUUUUGCCGUAUGCAAACUAAAUCAGCAGUACGGCCAUUGCAGUGCCAGGGACGGAGGGGAAACAGCCCUGAUUUCCCUGCGCAAGCUGAUAAAAUGUUUCUCUGCACACCGAUUUUCUAUUUGAUACACCGUGACCUAAAAUGUUGAGGAUCAGGAUAGAGUUGUUAUGAAGGGGUCAGCUACAGCUUAGUGAUGUUGUGUGAGACUGCGUGUUUGUGUGUGCGAGAGAGAACUUGAACCUCUGCAAUAAAAUCUUACGUUGCCUCUUUUGCAUGACGCUUCAGUGCAAGGAUUGAAUUUAACUAGGAGGUGCUCCUUCACCUGCCUUCCCGGUAUGGAUCUGAUAGAUGAGUUGAUUAACAAGAGCCCUCCACCAAUACAUGGCAGUGUGAGUUUACUUGUGUGGCAGCAGCUGAGUCUUGCACAAAGCAUUGGCAAACCAAGAGUAUCUGCAGUUCCCAGAGAUCUUUAGAGAUUCGAGUUGUAUUCUAUCCAGUUGAACACUACUAGCAGGGGUGAGUGGUUACAUUUACCUGUAUGCAGUGGCUUGUCAUGUGGGGAGGUGCACCAGGAUAUUACUGAGACUAACUAACGUUCAACAAGUAUCUUGACCUCUGUAGAUGUCUGCAGAUCUCUGUAAUGAGCCCCAGGUUUUUUUUUAAAUGUGCAUCCGUCCUUGCAAAUUAUGGGUCCCCUGCAUCUUACAAUAACCACUGUGAAGGAAAAUAAGAGGAGACAAAAUGCCUGAGUAACUCAGCGGGUCAGGCAGCAUUUCUGGAAAACAUAGAUAGGUGCUGUUCAACGGGUCCCUACCCAAAACGUCUCCAUGUUCUCCAGAGAUGCUGCCUGUGAGUUUUUUUUUUUUGGUAAGUAGUUCCUUGUUUCUACAACCACUUUGUCAAAAUUAACAAUAGAAACAAGGAUACACAGAAAGCUGGAGUAGCUCAGCGGGUCAGGCAGCAUCUCUGGAGUCUUGACACGAAUCAUAGUACAUGCCUACAGAUCUGAUGAGCAAGAACUAGCUCAAGUUUUUGUGGCUGUGGUUUUUUUUUAUACUACUCUUCACUUCCCUAUUAUUUACAGCAUUAUCCUGAGAUUUUACUUUUAGUUAAACCCCCCCCCCCAAUUUGGCCUUGUUGCUGAGACUAUGUUCUGCACAGGCUUGGGGCGACUCCAUGCUGAAUAUUUCCCCCCCCACACCCACCGAUCGCGAUUCACCCAGUAUUGUUCCUUGGGACGUGCCAUGGAACGGGACAAUUUUCCUGAACAUCAGGCAGCAUUUAGGGCAGCAGGUAGGGCUGCUGCCUCAGUGCCAAAGACCCGGGUUCAAUCCUGAGCUCGGGUGCUUCUGUGUGGAAUUUGCACCAUCUCCCUGUGACUGCGUGGGUUCCUCCAGGUGCACUCACAUCCCACGGUUUGUCAGUUAAUUAAUUGUUCUCUGUAAAUUGCCCCUUGUGUGCAGAGAUCGGAUGUGAACGUGGGAUAACAUAGAAGUAGUGUGAACGGGUGAUCGAUGGUAGGCUGAAGGGCUACAAACUUUCCAUGUUUUCUCUUUUAAUUACUUGAGAUGGCCGACUGAGAAUUGUCUGGCUUUCCGAGUUUAGGUCGGUGGGGAGGGAGAAAAUGCGUUUCUGUUCGGACACAUCUGCAAGCUGGAUAUUAACAUCUGCAAGGACUCGCAAUAAUCUGCUCAAUAAAUGUUAAAUACAUCUGCACUUGUUGUGGAAAUGGGUGGGAUAUGUGGGGCACGAGUGAGUUGUUGACUGUGGACAGCCAAGGGAACAAGUGCCAAGUGGCUGAGUUUAGUGGAGAAACAGAUCUGUCGAGUGUUGGUGCAGCCGGCAUCUCUCGCAGGGGUACAAACACUUGCGCCGGUAAUCCUCUGUCAGUGUGAUCCGUAACUGAGUACUCUAGAGCAGGCAUGACCAACUUUAGCCUCAUCCUCCUCAAAUAGGCAGCUUUUGUAGAAUAUUUCUACAGUUAAAAGGAUUUAAAAAAAUAAUAGAAUGGGUAAGGUUUAAUGUGAUAAAUUAUCACAGUGGCUGACAGCAAGGAGAAUUGAUCCAUGAUUAGCUGGGCAGGCAGCACAGUGUAUCUGGUGAAACCUGAAUGGAUCAGUUCAGGGUUGCGAAUGUGGAUCCCAUUUGAAAGUUAUUCUUGUGUUAGUAGCCCUUUUUUUUAAGUAGUCCUUGUACUAGGGUUGGGGGUACAUGAGGUGUGAACAAAUAUUGUGAGGGUCUUCACUCGCCUGGUGAACUAGGCUUAAGUGAGAGACCUUCUAACAGUUUCCCCUGCACAAUUGGUACAAUGCAUUGGGUGGAAUUAGUCUCCAUUUUGUUCGAUCUUAAAACCUCUUACUUUACAAAUGUGAGUCGAUGUUGACCCUGAACUAUCUUCUGGUUAAUCCAUUUACAGCUAUCCUGAUCCAACAACCCUUGCUAGAGGAUUUAACAUAUUGUAGUUCAGUGUUUUAGCGCAAUUUAGAAAUGUUUGUAGAAUGAGUAGAUCUUUGUUCAUCUGUGUUGUGUGUAGAUUUUAUUACAGCAACAUGAGAUUGUUAGACUGUUAGAAAAUCAUAAUCCUGUAAUACCAUGAAUUAUCAAAUAAAACACUAAUAUUACA
This is a messenger RNA of Amblyraja radiata (thorny skate), 6135 nucleotides long. It is a transcript of the gene carm1, whose product is annotated as coactivator-associated arginine methyltransferase 1. The transcript is spliced from 18 exons. NCBI's taxonomy places the organism in Eukaryota, Metazoa, Chordata, Chondrichthyes, Rajiformes, Rajidae. The record is from RefSeq and is a predicted model, not a curated record. Bases 25 to 1773 code for a protein of 582 amino acids. Gene Ontology annotation, biological process: chromatin remodeling; peptidyl-arginine methylation, to asymmetrical-dimethyl arginine. Gene Ontology annotation, molecular function: histone H3R2 methyltransferase activity.